GCGAAAAAAUAUUAUUCCUAGCUUAGACUGUCAACUGUUGUGCCUGUUUUAUACACAAACGCAUUCUUUCGAUAAGACUGUUCAGUCAUGACUGUGACCUACACCUCCCGUGUAAGCACAUCGAACGUUGUCAGCAACUUCUUGGGCUUGCUGGUGAGAUGGCGCGGCAGUAUUUACAAGUUAAUAUGGUUGGACCUCAUUGUUUUCUUUGGAUUGUACGUCGUGCUGGCGAUUACAUAUCGCUUGUUGGUAAAUGAAGAGGGCAAAAGGUUUUUCGAGGCCAUUAUAUCGUAUUGCGAGAGGAAUGGUUCCCUCAUACCAUUGUCCUUCGUGCUGGGAUUUUUUGUGAGAAUUGUGAUGAAGCGCUGGUGGGAGCAGUACACGACCAUUCCCUGGCCAGAUGGGAUUGCCAUUCUGAUCAGCACCAGCAUCCAUGGCUCCGACGACAGAGCCCGCGUUAUGAGGCGAACGAUCCUAAGAUAUGUGUGCCUGUGCCAGGUGAUUGUGUUCACCAUGAUCUCACCGCGAGUGAAGCGUCGAUUCCCCACGUAUAAUCAAAUAAUUGAGGCUGGGUUCCUGCUGGAAAACGAAAGAAAGAUCAUUGAGACCAUGGACCAGGCCUUCCCAAGCUAUCCGAAGCACUGGAUGCCCAUCGUUUGGGCAGCUAGUAUUGUGAUGAGGGCUAGGAGGGAGAACAAGAUCAGGGAUGACUACGCGGUGAAGACGAUCAUUGAUGAGUUGAACCAGUUUCGCGGAUAUUGCGGCUUCUUGCUUUACUACGAUUGGGUCAGUGUUCCACUGGUCUACACCCAAGUGGUGACCGUGGCCACCUAUUCCUUCUUCUUGUUCAGCGUCCUCGGGCAGCAGUGGAGGGAAAACGCCACAGAUCAGGACGGCCUAAGUAUUAGGAGGUGGUUCCCCAUCCUGACUGUUCUCCAGUUUUUCUUCUACAUGGGCUGGCUCAAGGUAGCCGAGACUUUGAUCAAUCCAUUCGGAGAGGAUGAUGACGACUUUGAACUUAAUUGGAUUAUCGAUCGGAAUCUCACUGUUUCGUAUUGCAUUGUGGACGAGAUGCACCAGGAGCACCCGGAACUUGUUAAGGAUCAGUACUGGGAAGAGGUCUUCCCUAAUGAAAUGCCCUACACUAUACCAACUAUGCGACACAACCCUCCGGAAGCUUCCACUGCCUAUAUGGAAACCCAGAAGAGACAACAUGGAUCGGGACUUUCGACUCUCAGUGGUAACCCUAGUCGUCGUAGUAGCAGCCGUAGUACCCGUUUACGGAACAACUUUAAACAGAACUUCUUGGGAAGACCCUCUGCCACUGGGAGCUACUCAGACUCCUUUCAAUUGGAAGACGGACAAUCUCGAAUGACCUCCAGUGGAAGUCAGUUUACCAUGGAACCGCAAGAUCUGCACAGCUCCCGUAAACCUUCUCAAUCCACGAUUGAUUUUAAUGCUCUGAUUGAGCAGCGUCGUCGUGAGCGCAGGGAGCGAAUGCGCCACCGGUUUUUGGAUAUGAGAAGUACCCAUCUACGUCACGAUACUUCCGGUGCCCCCUACACGGUCACAGUUCUUCGUCCGCCGUCGGAUGAAACUCUGUCGGAAAGUCAGGAAGCGGGAGACAGAGCUCAACAGGACCCUUCAACCAAGCCAUCCCCCCAAAAUAAAACAGAAAAGAACGAUUAGAGAAUUGAAGAAUAGAAAAUAAUGAAUUACAAUUCAUUGAUAAACCUCAACAAGAUACAGCUUAUUAAUUUUACCUUAAAACGUUUGGGUAAUCCAUUUAAAAAUAAAAUUAAAAUAAUUCCAUUAGUCUCUUUGAAAGGGGGGAAAUAAUUAUCCACAUUGGAAAA
Messenger RNA from Drosophila biarmipes, 1856 nucleotides. Its product is annotated as bestrophin-4-like. Bases 88 to 1689 code for a protein of 533 amino acids. Lineage: Eukaryota; Metazoa; Arthropoda; Insecta; Diptera; Drosophilidae. The transcript is spliced from 6 exons. Gene Ontology annotation, molecular function: chloride channel activity. The record is from RefSeq and is a predicted model, not a curated record.